AUGGCAUCGCUACAGGCGCUAGGAGCUGCAGCCCAGGAUCGCAAGGCUCGACUUGCUCAACUGAAAUCGCUCAAACGAAAGCAGCCGGAUUCAAACGAUACUGCCACGGUUGAUAUCGACGCAACACCAAAAGCCGCAAUUCACGAUGCCAGCAAUCACGAAUCAGAUACGACGAAGAAGUACAUCUCAGGCAGAAACUACGACAGCGAAACUAGAAACGCCAAGCUUGGGUUUGAGCAGGCGCCAUCAGACGGUAGGGACACCUUGGAAAAGCAAGCUGCUGCUCUAGCCCUCGAAGUCAAGCAACAGAGCAUAGAGGCAGAGAAAACGGAGACUCCUUUGGAUCUUUUCAAACUACAACCGAAGAAGCCCAAUUGGGACCUGAAGCGGGACCUGGAACGCAAAAUGGAUGUACUGAAUGUACGGACGGACAAUGCCAUAGCCCGAUUGGUACGCGAACGGAUCGCCAAUCAGCAACAGGCUGCGAAAGCCCGCGCAGCUGCCAGUUCCGACAGAAAAGUGACUGGGUUGGAAGACAGCGGUCGCAGUGAAGCGGCGGGAAUAGAUGGUACGACUCUGGUGGAAGCCGCGAAUAUCCGUGAGCAGGAAGAUGCAGAAGAAGCCCGCCGUGAGCGCGAAGAGGAGGCAGCGUUGCUGGACGGAAGUUGA
Molecule: messenger RNA, 669 nt
Organism: Dissoconium aciculare CBS 342.82
Lineage: Eukaryota; Fungi; Ascomycota; Dothideomycetes; Mycosphaerellales; Dissoconiaceae
Exons: 1
Coding region: 1-669 (222 amino acids)
Cellular component (GO): post-mRNA release spliceosomal complex; U2-type spliceosomal complex
Source: RefSeq, a predicted model, not a curated record